AUGUCAUACGAAAAACGAGGAACGCCUCUUGAACUCUCAACAGAGAACCUACAAGCCCUGAACCGUCUCAACCAACCCACCAUGUCAAACAUCCUCAUCCUAGGCGCCGGAGAACUCGGUCUCAGCGUUCUCGAAGCUUUAUCCAAGCGGAAGAACCAGUCCCAGCACGUCUCGGUGCUAGUCCGCCAGGCCACCCUCGACUCCGCCGCCCCGGAAAAGAAGAAGCUCAUCCAGCGCAUCCGGGCCCUGCACGCCGGGACCGAAGCAGCCGACGUAGUCUCGGCUAGCAUUUCCUCCCUAGCGGCUAUUUUUUCCAAGUACGAUGUCGUGGUUUCGUGCAAUGGCAUGGGAUUACCCGCGGGAACACAAGUCAAACUCCUAGACGCUGUUUUUGAAGCAGGCGUCAAUCGAUAUUUUCCUUGGCAGUUUGGGAUGGAUUAUGAUGUUAUUGGGGAGGGUAGUUCGCAGGAUUUAUUCGAUGAGCAGUUGCAGGUUCGCAAGAAAUUGCGUGCGCAACGUGCUGUGGACUGGACUAUUGUUUCUACGGGGUUGUUUAUGAGUUUUCUAUUCCUCCCUGAUUUUGGUGUUGUCGAUCUCCCAAACAGGACCGUUCGUGCAUUGGGAAGUUGGGACAACGAAAUCACUGUUACUACACCCGAAGACAUCGGCCGUGUAACAGCCGACAUCAUCCUUGAGCCACAGGGUAUCAGUUCACAAGUUGUGUACACAGCCGGCGACACCAUAUCCUACGCUCGACUUGCAGAUUUGCUAGAAUCUCAUUUUGGCGUCGCAUUUAAGCGCGAGCUGUGGGAUUUAGAGACUUUGAAGAAGCAGAUGGAGGAGCAGGGUGGUACGAUGGUCAAGUAUAGAGAUACGUUUGCGCAGGGACGGGGUGUGGCGUGGGAUAAGAGUGGGACUGUUAAUGUGCAGCGGGGGAUUGAAGUUACGGAUGUGAAGAGGUAUAUCGGGAUGAUGGACUUUCAGGUUGGGUCAGAUGAGUGA
This is a messenger RNA of Fusarium coffeatum, 1002 nucleotides long. RefSeq lists its product as uncharacterized. The coding region runs from base 1 to 1002 and encodes 333 amino acids. NCBI's taxonomy places the organism in Eukaryota, Fungi, Ascomycota, Sordariomycetes, Hypocreales, Nectriaceae. The transcript has a single exon. Gene Ontology annotation, molecular function: oxidoreductase activity. The record is from RefSeq and is a predicted model, not a curated record.